UGCCCGUGCUGCGACCUUUCACAUUCUGACAACACCUUCCCUCUGUCCAGAUAGUCAGCGAUAGCCUUUGAUGACGCAUUAAACGAGGCAUCGAAGCGAGCGCAGAAAUUGCCACAGCAUAGAGGCUUUUGCAACGCACUGUCGUUAAGUGACUAGGCUUUCUCCGAUCAAGCUGCACAUUCAGAGAAUUGAUUCUCCACGUAACCCGAGCCAGGCCUGCGCACCUCCCGCUGCACAUUUGGCCGCAUUGACUAUGCCUCUCCUCGACAAGGAUGUCAGCAGAAACCCUUUAGUUCAUGGAUCCUUAACGCAUGACGUUCGAACUUCCAGAGUUGACAAGAUAACGUUCUGCACUUGUUCGUAUUUCCGUAUUUCAAGCGCCCGACCGCGAAAAAGCCGUAACACCGUCGAUGACCCACGGGUCGGAUCACUCUGACGUCACUAGAAAGGACAUCGCAACUCCUCUCUACGAGCGAAACGGCCUUAGAAGCAGCCAGUUGCUUGAAAAAGAAGCUACGCGGGCAGCCGUUUGUCGCGUUGGCUAUCCCUUCGAAAGGCUGCAGUGGACGAGGGGCUGAAGCCACGGAAACAAACAUGCCCUUCCACUUUAUUCACUCGUUGUGCGCGUCGCGUGUUGCGCGUCGAUGCGCUUGUCCCCUGACUUCUUCGUGAGGGCGCGGCGCUAACAGAACUGCGCGUUUGCCGUUGAUUUAAGGAUCUCCCAGAUUUUCCCAGAUACAUCGGUCCGCCUUUUUUAUUCUUCUGUUACUGUAAGUGGAUACGCUGCAAGAGGCACCGCUUCUUCUGUGGAACCCCGCACGCGCAGCUGCCCUCUGUCGCCUUUUCCGCGUCAUCAACUGGCAAGAUGACUCGCGGGUUUGCUUUCUGUCUUCUUUUUCUCGCCCUUUUCGGGCUCUUCUCCGUCGCACCUCACUCGAUCGAAGCGGGAGAAACGCCUGAAGAAACAGAGGCCGUCGUUGCUGCGACCGAACAGGGGGCCGCGGAAGUGGAUGAAGCCACCGACGAACACGAAGAAGACGAUGACGAUGAUCAUAGAGCCGACUUUGAAUCUUUGCUCCAGAUGAUGAGCAAAGACAUGCACAUGGAUUUGGCGAACAACAAUAUGGCCGGUGUCGCCAAAGUUCUCAAGGAGCUGACAGACCACAUCGACGCCGCUCAUAAGCACGACCCGGAAGCCCAUGAGCACAAGCAUCCGCUUCUGAAGAAGAUCUUGACGAAGCGCACCCACGACAAGAUGGUGACAACACUGCAGAAAAUCUACUCCAAUGUGCCGCGAGAGGAGAUCAAUGAUCAGCUCCAAGCUGUCAUGUCCCUACUUGAACAUGUGAAACAGGACCCGAACAUGUCGCCGAAGCAAUUGCUGGAGAAGACAGCUCAUCAACUGGGGAUGCCUCUCACCCCUGACAUGUACGAGGACAUGCAGAAACACAUGGGGUGGGCAGCGAAGCUGUUCCAGUACAUCGCUCCCGGAGGGCUAGAUGAAGAGAAGGCGGAGGAGCUGUAAUUUUGUCGUGGAACCCGUUCAUUUAUUUCUUCUGAACGAAGUCUCUUUCCUUCUUGUUUGCGGUGAAGUCUGUGGGCGAGGGAGACGGGGAAAUCCGUGGAUCUCUAUACUUCAGCCGCUACCCCAGUCUGGUAGACAACGGUGCGUGACAGCAAGCUGUAGCAGAACUCGACACACCACGAGAAAGCGCCAUUUCUGGCUUUAAAAGCAACUCCAACCGUGCGUUUUUAACAGAGCUUUCCGGUGGGGACAUUCUGCUCAUGGACGUCCAGAACGCUACUUCCUAAUCUGCGGUUCAUUACAGUAUCUCAAACUCCGUGUGGGGAGAUCGUGUGCUAUGAAAGAAAAGAACCAUCAGGAGCCGUUUGCGUGGAAGGACACAAAUUGAGAGCCGUUGCCACCAUUCACACGCUACGCAGUUUUUUCCUGUUUGGCGGAACCAGGGAGAACCGUUUCCGGAGGCGCCAUUCGGGUGUCUGUACAUGCACAUGGGAUGUCAACACAUGGGAGACGGACCGGAGCGGUGGAUACAUAGAAUUCGAUUGGUGUCGAGGCUGGAACAACAUCAUACACGCACGUAGUUUUUGCUUGCAAGAGGAAAGGUAAAAAAACCAAAGCCCGCUUCUGUUAACAGCUCUGGUGUUACCACGACGUCGUCACGAGGAAGUGACUCAACAUCGAACUCCACAACGUUCUGCCAAGACGCAUCCCAGUUUUCCCUCAUUAUCUUUGUCGCCUCUACACGUAGUGUUCAGCUGGAUAUCUCCAGUAACAAACAUCUGAAUUAGGCUCUGCUGACAUGAAAAAGAACGGUACUGGACUUGAGUCAUUGGAGCCUGUCGAGGCCUGGACGCGCAGAAAUCAAGAUCGUCUUCAUGUGGAUUGAGGUGAAUACAGCCUGAGUUUUCUUCUACGAGAAUCCACAGAGCUGCUUCUCGGAG
This is a messenger RNA of Toxoplasma gondii ME49, 2466 nucleotides long. RefSeq lists its product as hypothetical. The transcript has 4 exons. The record is from RefSeq and is a predicted model, not a curated record. Bases 866 to 1525 code for a protein of 219 amino acids. NCBI's taxonomy places the organism in Eukaryota, Apicomplexa, Conoidasida, Eucoccidiorida, Sarcocystidae.